GUCCUUCGGGAUGUCUUCAAGAAGGGGGAUUCCUGGUUCAGAUCUGGAGACCUUUUGUACAAGGAUGCCAAGGGCCUCUGGCAUUUCGUGGACCGGAUCGGAGAUACCUUCAGGAACGUCUCCACCAUGGAGGUCUCGCAAGUGCUGUCCAGCCUGCCUGGGGUCGAGGAAGCCAACGUCUAUGGCGUCCAGGUGCCAGGCGAGGCGGAUGGACGUGCGUGCAUGGUGGCCCUGCGGGGACAGGACUUGCAAUCACGUGAAAAACUUGAUGCUUUGCAGAGCCUUUGCGAGAAGGAGCUUCCGAGCUACGCGCGUCCUCGGUUUUUGCGUUUCUUGUCCGAUAUGGACAUCACCGGCACCUUCAAACAUCAAAAGGUGCAGCUGAGGGACCAGGGCUUUGAUCCUGCCAAGGUGCCAGAUCCCGUCUACAUUUUGCACCCCGAGUCCAAACGCUACGAGCCCUUGGACCCACAAGUGAUCAGCCAGCUACAGCAGGGACGUUCCAAGUUGCUGGAGCUCCCAGACCAGUGGAGCAGUGAGCCAAAACGGUCCCGGUUUUGGAUGCCCAGAGUCGGCUAUCGGUCUGUUGACCAGGCUCCACCGUUUGUUGUGGUGUCUGUUUGCCUGGGGCUUGUGGACCAGAUGGCACGAUGCUGGCCCCGUUUGGGGGAGGCAGUCCUUGCAAAAGACAAGUGA
Messenger RNA from Cladocopium goreaui, 696 nucleotides. The record is from the annotation of a GenBank genome assembly. Lineage: Eukaryota; Dinophyceae; Suessiales; Symbiodiniaceae.